This is a messenger RNA of Dentiscutata heterogama, 540 nucleotides long. The record is from the annotation of a GenBank genome assembly. NCBI's taxonomy places the organism in Eukaryota, Fungi, Glomeromycota, Glomeromycetes, Diversisporales, Gigasporaceae.
AGGCCGGCAGAUAUCAAAUUGAAUUAUGCCAUGAAUAUAUUCGGCAACUCAUAUAUGAUACUGAAGCGUUUAAUGAGUUGGGCAAAAUGAGAGAAUAUAUGCCAUUAAUGUUUAUAGAUAAUGAAGAUGAGUUCACAGAAACAAUUAUCAACACGCUUGCGCGGCAAUGCGUUGAAGAUGGAAAAUUCAAAGCUGCGCGUAGCCUUUAUGAAUUGACACAGAAUUUUGAAGAAAUUAUUGUGUUGCUUAACAAGAUGCUUGCGGAAUACAUAUGGAUUUCUAUUCGGGGUGUUGUUAUGCAGCCAGAGACCGCGAAGGAAUUGGACCCUCAAGAGAUUGGUCGUAUUUUGAAAGAAUAUGAACAUAUAGGUAUUAGAAAAAUAUCGCAGAAUCGUUUGAAGGAUUCUCGCACAUUGUUAAAUUUAGUCGAUUUUGUUGAGUUAUACAAGCAGCAAGAUUUUGUAAGAGCAGUAGCUAUUAUUCAACAAAUCGAUCUUUUUCCUUUCGAAGAUGAUAUUAUCGUUAUUCAACAGAAAGCCA